Messenger RNA from Syzygium oleosum, 1542 nucleotides. Its product is annotated as alcohol dehydrogenase-like 4. The coding region runs from base 92 to 1243 and encodes 383 amino acids. Gene Ontology annotation, biological process: formaldehyde catabolic process. Gene Ontology annotation, molecular function: S-(hydroxymethyl)glutathione dehydrogenase [NAD(P)+] activity; zinc ion binding. The record is from RefSeq and is a predicted model, not a curated record. Lineage: Eukaryota; Viridiplantae; Streptophyta; Magnoliopsida; Myrtales; Myrtaceae. Gene Ontology annotation, cellular component: cytosol. The transcript has 10 exons.
CACCAUUAGGUAUACAGUUUGUACCACCAGGAGCAAGAUUUAUUACAGCAGCAGCAGGAGAAGCCAAGGGAGAAGGGGAAAACAAGACGAUAUGGAGAACAACAACACGGCUGGGAAGGUCAUCACCUGCAAAGCCGCCGUGGCAUGGGGGCCAGGGCAACCGCUGGUCAUGGAGGAGAUCCUCGUGGAUCCGCCUCAGAAGAUGGAGGUCCGGAUCAAGGUCCUCUUCACUUCGAUAUGCCACACGGAUCUCAGCGCUUGGAAAGGCGAGAAUGAAUCUCAAAGAGCGUAUCCGCGGAUUUUCGGCCACGAAGCGUCCGGGGUCGUGGAGAGUGUCGGAGAGGGAGUGAGGGACAUGAAGGAAGGAGACCAUGUGAUACCCCUCUUCAACGGGGAGUGCGGCGAGUGCGUGUUCUGCGAGCGCGACGGUACCAACAUGUGCAGGGACUACGGGGUGAACCCGAUGAAGAAGGUGAUGAUCGGCGACGGCAAGUCGAGGUUCUGGACCAAAGGAGCGAGGCAGCCCAUCUUCCACUUCCUCAACACCUCCACCUUCAGCGAGUUCACGGUGGUCGAGUCCUCCUGCGUCGUCAAGGUCGACCCCAAGUUCCCACUCGAGAAGAUGACCUUGCUCAGCUGCGGCGUCUCCACAGGUGUUGGAGCUGCAUGGAACACGGCCGACGUGAAGGCCGGGUCGACCGUCGCCGUCUUCGGCUUGGGCGCUGUGGGUCUCGCGGUUGCGGCCGGCGCACGUGCUAGAGGGGCAUCGAAGAUAAUAGGCGUUGACAUCAACCCUGCCAAAUUCUUGAAAGCCCGGGCGCUGGGGAUCACCGAGUGCGUCGACCCAGGCGAGCUUGAGACGGCGGUGCACGAGGAGAUCAAGAGGUUGACCGGAGGCGGCGUUGACUACAGCUUCGAGUGCGCCGGCAACUUGACCGCCCUGCGCGAGGCCUUCCUCUCCACCCAUGCCGGGUGGGGACUGACCGUGCUGCUGGGGGUCCACCCGGGCCCGAAGACGCUGCCGCUGCAUCCGAUGGAGCUGUUCGCCGGGCAACAGAUCACCGCCUCGGUCUUCGGCGGCUUCAAGGGGAAGACCCAGAUCCCUCGCUUCGCCGAGGAAUGCAUGCUCGGGGCGGUGAACUUGGAUGAGUUCAUAACGCAUGAACUCCCGUUCGAGAAGAUCAACGAAGCAAUUCAGCUGCUCAUCGAAGGGAAGUCCCUGAGGUGCCUCAUGCACCUCUGAGUUUUUAUCCUCCUGUAUUGUUGUGCAUCUACUUGAGAGUGAUGGUUCUCGUGAUUAAGGUGUGGCGAAUUCGCGAUGAGAAAGGUGAUUAUCGCUUUCUUAUCGCGAAGAGGAAGUGACGUGUGAGAGAGAAGAACAGAAGGGGGGUCGUUUAAGAAGCCGAGAAUUCCGUGACAUGAACCGUCCUGUUAUUUAUGUAACAUUGAACCAUAGCAUUUCGUGAUUCAUUCGUGUUUUGAUGCCUCGCAAUUACAUGGGAAUGAUGCUUGCGUGUGUCGCAAUAGAAAAAUCCCGCAUUG